Molecule: messenger RNA, 3335 nt
Organism: Brassica oleracea var. oleracea
Lineage: Eukaryota; Viridiplantae; Streptophyta; Magnoliopsida; Brassicales; Brassicaceae
Product: disease resistance-like protein CSA1
Exons: 6
Coding region: 114-3032 (972 amino acids)
Biological process (GO): defense response
Molecular function (GO): ADP binding
Source: RefSeq, a predicted model, not a curated record
UGAGAUCCAAAGAUUACCCUACUAGCGAGGCGGAUUUUGUGAACAAGAUCGUGGAGGAACUGGAGAAAGCGUUGACCAAACUGGAAACGGAGGAGGAAGAGAACAAGUUGAAGAUGAAGCAGGCGAUUACUACUAAUACUACUAUGCCUUUCUUUGGGACCAACAAACGCGUCAAGCAAUUGCAAGAGAAGUUAAUGAUGGGGAUCCCGACCCAUACUCGCCUUGUCGGAGUUGUUGGGAUGAAAGGUAGUGGCAAAACAAACCUAGCGGAGAUGUUCUUCGAGGAAGGAAAAUGUUACUUCCUCAGACAUUUGUUCUUCAGGGACAAAAUAGGUAAGAAUAUGGAGAGUGGUGCGAAGCGCGAUCUGCUCGUACAGCAGUUCCAGAAAAAUCUUUUGAAGAUAUCAAAUACUGAAGAAAAGAUUAAUAGCAAACUUCUUCUUGUCUUGGAUGACUUCAGCGACAAGGAAGAUAUCAUAUGUCUUUUUGGUGACCGUGGAUGGAUUACUCCAGGUAGCAAGAUAGUUAUUGUGGCAAGCGACAAGUCAUUGGUCGAGGGACUGGUCGAUGAUACUUAUGUGGUCCCAGGCUUGAACCAAAAGGAAGGGUUAGCAUGCUUGAGUUAUCACGCCUUUGGAGACGCCACACGUUGUGACUCAGACGAAGGGAACUUGCGGACAUUAUUAGAUUACGCCCGAGGAAACCCGUUAGCUCUCUCGACACUCGGCAAGGAGCUUUACGGCAGAGGCAACGGUCAGUGGGUCACAAUACAUGAAGCACUCGCAAACAAGAAUAUUCAAGACCUCUUCAAGUCGUGUUACGACUGUCUGAAUCGACCGCAGAAAGACGCGUUUCUCGACGUCACUUGUUUCUUUAUAUCGCAGGAUCACGAGUUUGUCAAAACGGUGGUGGACUCAUCAUGCGGUGACGGUACAAGCGUCAUCAAAGAUCUCGCUGACAAGUUCUUGAUCGAAAUCACCAGCGGCCGAGUAGAAAUGCAUGGUUUGAUGUAUGCUCUAGGCAAGUAUCUAGCAUCACAAAACCAAUGGAGGCUUUUGAACCAACAAGACAUUAUCCAAGCGCUGGAGAAGAAACUUGAUUUCGCCGGAGCUGUCAGAGGAAUUUUCCUGGACAUGUCCGAAGUUUCGGUUGCAAGAGCCUUAGGUCAAAAACCCUUUCACGGAAUGAAAGAGCUCCGAUACCUAAAGUUGUAUACAUCUUGUACACGUUUUCCUGAAUCAGACAGCAAGUUAAACUUUCCAGAAGGACUUAAGUUUUCGUUGGAAAAGGUUCGAUAUCUCCACUGGCAUAAAUUCCCUUUAAUGGAACUCCCAGAGGACUUCACACCCAAGAAUCUUGUCGACCUCAAGCUUCCUUACAGCAACAUUAUACGACUUUGGGACAGUUCUAAUGAUGUGACAAACUUAAGAUGGGUUGAUCUCAGUCACUCCAUAAACCUUCAAGACUUAUCAGGUUUAUCAGGAGCUGGAAAUCUUCAAAGAUUGAACCUUGAAGGGUGCACAGGAUUAAAAGAAUUACCAAAGGAGAUAAUGGAAACUAUGACAAGCCUUCUUUACUUGAACAUGAGAAGCUGCACAAGUCUCAUAUCUCUCCGCGAGAUCACUAUCAAGUCUCUUAAAACACUUAUCCUCACCAACUGCUCUAAUCUUGAGAAGUUUCAGAUGAUUUUAGAAAACAUAGAAGCUCUACAUUUGGAUGGUACUGCGUUAAAAGAACUUCCUGAAUCCAUUAAAGACCGGAAGAAGCUAGUCAAAUUGAGCUUGAAGGACUGUACAAAGCUAGCAAGCGUUCCUGAUUCUGUAGGCAAGCUGCAGGCUCUUGGAGAACUGAUACUCUCUGGUUGUUCAAAUCUCAGGAGUUUUCCGGACGUCAAAGGGAACAUGAAAAUGUUGCGGAUUCUAUUGCUUGAUGGAACUGCAAUAAACCAGGUGCCUCAAGCGUUCCCCUCUGGUUCCAAUGGUUUACAACGGCUUUCUUUGAGAGGAAAUCUUGUGAUCCAAACCAUCCAAGCUCACAUCGGUCAGCUCUUUCAUCUGAAGUUUCUUGACUUGCAAGAUUGCAAGAACCUCACAUCAAUUCCGGUGCUUCCACCAAACCUUCAAUGCUUAGAUGCGCAUGGUUGUGACUCGCUGACGACAGUAGCCAACCCACUAGCCUUUCUUAAUCUGACCGAUCAGAUUCGUACCACACUCAGAUUCUCUCAAUGCAACAAUCUGGAUGAAGUUUCAAAGAGCUAUGUCAUAUCCUACAUUCAGAAAAAGAGCCAGUUGAUGUCUAGUGCAUUUAACCGCUAUAGUUUGAGUUAUGUUAUGGAAUCUUAUACUGGAGCUUGCUUUCCUGGGUGUCAUGUUCCUGAAUGGUUCCGGUACCAAGAGCAUGGACCAGUGAUAGAGACAGAGUUAAGAAGACACGAGAGUGAAAACUGGCUUAUCGGACUAGAUCUUUGUGCAGUUGUCUCGUUUCAACAUUGCCAAGAUCAAAUCAGUGGUUUUCAUGUGAAAUGCACUUUUGAAUUCAAGAAUGCGGAUGGUUCUUUAAUUAGGCGUUUACGUUGCACAGUAGGAGGUUUUUCAGGAACAUGGACUGAGCCGCGUAAGGUUGAAUCAGAUCAUGUCUUUGUUAGCUACACAAGCUUGUUGGAAGAUCAAGAAACAGAGGAAGAUAAGAAGGUGUGUAGUUCCACUAAGGUUUCCGUUAAAUUUGAAGUGAUUGAUGAUGCAGGUGAGUUAGUGACGCGCUCGGUGCUUAAAUGCGGUUUCAGUAUGGUGUAUGAACCCGAGGGAACUGAUCAUGAUAAGGUCUCUUGGGAAGUGGGCUGUGAUGGACCCCCAAAUGUGGCUGAUCAGAAUACCGAUGAUGAUGAUGAACCCAUGUCAUUCACUACUCAAGAAGCAGAAGUAAUCCCCAUAGAUGGACAAGGUUCUAAUGGUGACGACGAAGGUCAACAACAAUAUUAUGAAGAAGAAUGCAGAGCUAAACGACAGUGCAUCAAGGAUGGAUCUGAAAAGUAAAGCAAAGGUGGGCCACAAGGACCUUAAGCCCAAGACACAAACGAUAGGCCCACUCAGUUUGGCUUUACCCGCGCAACGGUCUGUUCUCAAACUUGAAGAUAAGAACAACAAAAGCAAAGUACAGAUGAGGCAAGGAUGCAGAAGUGAUAAUGGUGUGAGAUUGUACAAUAGGUUCUCCCCUAUUGAUUCUCAAGAAGAGUAGGAUCGCCCCAUCUGCCUAGAAACUCUAGGGUUUUCAUAAGAUUGUAUAAAUAAAGCUCCUUGUAAAGUUGUAAUCGACACAAGAGAAGAAUGAAUGAAAUG